CAACUACUCAACACAACUUCCAAAUUCUCUAAUUAAGUUCUUCAAGAAGUUAAUUAAACGAUGAUGAAGCCUUCUUUUGUAGCUUAUCUUAUUCUUUUGUCACUCAUUCUUACAAGAGCUCAAGGGAUUCGAGUUAUAAUGGAACAUAACAAACAACAUAAAGAGGAGGAAAGUGCUGCUUUGUUGAAAAGAAGUAAUAUUGGAUGCAAAUUCAAAGAGGAAGAAGAAUGCACAGGAAAGAUAAAGAAUAGGAAACUUGUUACCACUACUACCCUCACCACCAUUUCAAAGAAUAAUGAUGAAGCUGAUGAGCAGUACCUCCCAGCAUUAAAUAAUGGAACCACAAGAAAUUAUAUGAAAGUAGUGAAUAAUGAAGCAGAGGGUAUAAAAGUAAAUAAACAAGCUACUUCUUCAAAGAGCAAGAAGGAUGAUGAGAACUACUACCCUGACAUGGAAGACAUUGUUGAGAUGGAUUAUUCUCCGGCAAGGAGAAAGCCUCCCAUACACAACUGAGUCCUACUUAGGGAACACCACCAUUUACAUAUACAAUAAUAUUAUUAAUUCUUACUAGACAAAGUUUAAUAUAUCAUCUAAUUAAAAAAUCUUAUAGUAGUAUAUAUAAUUUUAUAUAUAUUAUAUAUGGACAGAUCAGAGCCGAAGUUAUUGGACACAGCAUUACCGAAAUGCUGCAGUUUUUUUAGGGUUAGGAAUGAUCAUUUGUACAUUAUUAUUAUAUUAUUACUUGUUACCUUUA
Messenger RNA from Arachis duranensis, 754 nucleotides. RefSeq lists its product as uncharacterized. Lineage: Eukaryota; Viridiplantae; Streptophyta; Magnoliopsida; Fabales; Fabaceae. Bases 61 to 513 code for a protein of 150 amino acids. The record is from RefSeq and is a predicted model, not a curated record. The transcript has 5 exons.